This is a messenger RNA of Indicator indicator, 1556 nucleotides long. RefSeq names its product sprouty RTK signaling antagonist 2 (gene SPRY2). The transcript has 2 exons. Gene Ontology annotation, biological process: multicellular organism development; negative regulation of fibroblast growth factor receptor signaling pathway; animal organ development. The record is from RefSeq and is a predicted model, not a curated record. Gene Ontology annotation, cellular component: membrane; cytosol. Bases 87 to 1028 code for a protein of 313 amino acids. Lineage: Eukaryota; Metazoa; Chordata; Aves; Piciformes; Indicatoridae.
GAGAGAGAGGGGUUUGGUGCAGCGCCGCGAUCACGGAUUUCAGAUGUGUUCUAAGCCUGCCGGGGUGAGCACGCUUCAAGGCACUGAUGGAGACGAGAGCUCAGCACGGCAGCGGAUCGCAGGCCUUACUACAGGCUCGGCGUGACAGUGGGAGACCGCAUGGGGAGCCGGACCUGCGGGAUGUCCUGAUGCAGCAGGUUCACGUCUUGUCGUUGGACCAGAUCAGAGCCAUCCGAAACACGAAUGAGUACACAGAGGGACCUACAGUGGCUCCACGGCCCGGGUUUAAGACCGCUCCUCGGCUAGCAACCCAACCCAAAAAUGAAAGGCCCCAUGUCUUGCCUGAGCACCGUCAUGUUAGCCGGAUUCAGCACACGCAAACACACACCUCUCCUCGGGCACCUCUGUCCCGGUCCAUCAGCAUGGUCAGCACAGGUUCACGGAGCAGUACAAGGACAAGUACGAGCAGUAAUUCAUCUGAACAAAGACUUCUAGGUUCAUCUUCAGGGCCAGUUGCUGAUGGGAUAGUCCGAAUGCAACCGAAGUCUGAGCUCAAGUCAAGUGAGCUGAAGCCGCUGAGCAAAGAAGACUUGGGAGCACACAGCUACAGGUGUGAGGACUGUGGAAAAUGUAAGUGUAAGGAGUGCACUUACCCAAGGACCCUCCCGUCAUGUUGGAUCUGUGACAAACAGUGCCUUUGCUCAGCCCAGAAUGUGGUUGAUUAUGGGACUUGCGUUUGCUGUGUGAAGGGCCUCUUCUAUCAUUGCUCUAACGAUGAUGAGGACAACUGUGCUGACAACCCCUGUUCCUGCAGUCAGUCGCAUUGCUGCACUAGAUGGUCUGCCAUGGGUGUGGUGUCCCUCUUUCUGCCUUGCUUGUGGUGUUACCUACCAGCCAAGGGUUGCCUUAAGUUGUGUCAGGGCUGUUAUGACCGGGUAAAUCGGCCUGGGUGCCGCUGUAAACACUCCAACACCGUUUGCUGCAAAGUUCCCAGUGUCCCCCCCAGGAACUUUGAAAAGCCAACAUAGCAUCACUAGUCAGAAAUACUAAAGUAACAAGGGUUAUUUUAACGUACAUAUGCAACCAACUAAGCAGCUGUGGUCUUGGCACUGUAGUUGUAGGGUUGGGUUUAUACUUCACUGUUUGCAGUGAAAUGCUUUUUGCUGUGUGUGCCAUCUUAACUGAUACGCUUGUUAGAAUCCAGCUAGUGGCAUACAGGAAAAAAGAAGGGAUGCAGUACAUCGUGACCCACAUAUUGCAUAAGCUAAAGCAACACAGACACUCCUAGGCAACUCUAUUGUUUGUGAAUAGUACUUGCAAAAUUUGUAAAUUAGCAAAUGACUCCUUUUUUUUUCAUUGUUUUCUGCCAGAGAUAAUGUGCUAUAUUUUUGUAUAUACGAUAAUAUUUUCAACUGUGAAAAGUAAGUGGUGUCAUAAGACAUGGCACAGUCACAAAAUAUUAUACUAAUAUGUUGUACAUUCGGAAGAAUGUGAAUCAAUCAGUAUGUUUUUAGAUUGUAUUUUGUCUUACGGAAACCUUCUAUUGCAAGACUCUG